UCCCAUCCCUUCUCCGUCUUUGCCCUUCUCCUUCCCCAGAUUUUCCCCCUUAAACCCUGCCUUACCCGCCAAACUUCUCCUCCCUUUCAAACGCUGAUUCAAGCCCUUCUUUUCUCUCCGUCCUGGAUUUCGUGGGUUCUGCUCCAAUCUCAAUUCGUGAUUCAUCGUGGAAGCAUAUAUAGUUUCUGCAUUGCUAAGCCCAAAUCUGUGUUACUGUAUAUGAAUGGCAAACCAGGAGUUGAUGAUUGCUGGCAACCGAGAUGUCUCCUUUAGACAGGAGCAUUUUGCCGGGAUUAGGCAUAAUAACCAUGAACUGUUUCCUGGUCAUGACUACAACUUUGCAUUGGAACAGAUACAGGAUUCCAAUUUACAUAUGGGCCUUUCUCGUGAGCAAAAUGGGGUUUGGAAUCAUAACCAGGAGCAUAAGGUAGUACCUCAUACAGACCCACAGAUACAUAAUGACGAAAUACGUGAAGGGCAAAGCUUGGAGGGAGAAAACGAGGCUGAUUCUCAUGAUAACCAGAGUGGGAUCUACGACCAUGCUUUCGAUAUUUCUUUUCCCGAUAACGAUGGCUCGGGAACACCAGAGAAUGACAAGCUAGGUAUAAUAGGAUCUCAGGAGCUCAAUGAUAACUUGCAGUUGGCAGUGGGUCAUAGCAUGAACAGGGAUAAUCUUAUACCUGCCCCGAUCACUGGUAUGUCGCAGUCAAUAGAAAUGAUUCCCGACAUCAUUCAAUCCUCCCGGCCUCUUCUUACAUCCCCUGAGCAUGACUUGACCGUUGGUCGGGAGUUCUCGGAUGUUCAUGCUUGUAGAAGAGCACUGAGAGAUGCAGCAAUUGCCCUACGCUUUGAGAUGCAAACUGUCAAAUCUGACAAAACCCGCUUCACUGCAAAAUGCACGGGCGAGGGUUGUCCAUGGCGGAUUCACUGUGCCAAGCUUCCUGGUGUACCGACCUUUACGAUAAGGACUAUUCACGGGAGUCACACUUGUGGUGGUAUUGCACAUCUCGGUCAUCAUCAAGCUUCGGUUCAAUGGGUUGCUGAUGUUGUAACAGAAAGGCUGAAGGAGAAUCCGCAUUACAAGCCUAAGGAGAUACUUGAGGAAAUCCAUCGAGUUCAUGGAAUCACACUCUCAUACAAGCAAGCAUGGAGGGGGAAAGAACGUAUAAUGUCUGCGUUUCGUGGGUCAUUUGAAGAAGAUUAUCGUCUUCUUCCUCAAUAUUGUGAUCAAAUCAGAAGUACAAACCCUGGAAGCAUUGCAUCUGUCCAUGGAAACCCGGUUGAUGGGAGCUUCCAACAAUUAUUUAUUUCCUUCCGAGCAUCAAUCAGCGGUUUCCUAAAUGCUUGUCGUCCUCUUAUUGCGCUGGAUAAAACUGUUCUGAAGAGCAAAUAUCUCGGGACGUUGCUUAUUGCCACUGGCUUUGAUGGAGAUGGCGCUGUUUUUCCUCUGGCAUUCGCCGUUAUUGACGAGGAAAACGAUAGGAACUGGCACUGGUUUCUGUUGGAAUUGCAUCAGCUGCUCGAAAUUAACUCGGAGAACAUGCCUAGGCUCACUAUCUUGUCUAGUAGGGAGAAGGUCAUUGUCGAUGGAGUCGAAGCUAAUUUCCCGACGGCAUUUCACGGUUUUUGUGUUCAUCAUCUCGCGGAAUGCUUCCGUAAGGAAUUCAACAACCCUACUCUCGUGACCCUUCUUCGAGAGGCUGCACAUUCGCUCACCUUCCUCGACUUUGAAACAAAGAUCCAUGAGGUCGAACAGAUAUCCCCAGAAGCCGCCUUGUGGGUACGUAACAUCUCUCCUGCUCUAUGGGCCUCGGCAUACUUUGAAGGGACAAGGUUUGGACAUUUAACGGCGGACGACGACGUAAGCGAGCUGCUCCACACUUGGAUCCAGGAUGCUUCGGGCCUUCCGAUAAUCCAAAUGAUGGAAUGUAUCCGCCGCCAGCUGAUGACAUUGUUCAACGAACGCCGUGAAAUCAGUAUGCAGUGGUCUGGAAUACUCGUCCCCUCCGCCGAAAGACAUGUCCUCGAGGCCAUAGAGCAGUCUCGGGUUCACCGAGUUCACAGAGCUAACGAGGCGGAGUUCGAGGUCAUGACCAACCAAGGGAACUUCAUAGUGGACAUCCGGAAUCGUUCUUGCCUGUGCCGUGGAUGGCAGCAAUGCGGUCUGCCCUGCAGCCACGCGGUCGCGGCCCUCCUUUCUUGCAGACAGAAUGUCUACCGCUUCACGGAGAGUUGGUUCACGGUGGCGAGUUACAGAAGAACAUACUCAGAAACCAUACACCCGGUUCCGGACAAAGCUCUGUGGAAGGAGACAGAGACAGAGACGGGAUCGGAGAGAGAGAAAGGGGGUAAUGACGAGGUUGUAAUAGGACCGCCGAAGAUGCUGAGACCGCAGCCACGGCCGAGGAAGAGACGGUGCCAGGCUGAGGAAGGUGGCCGACGGAUGAAACGGGUGGUUCACUGUAGCAGGUGUAAUCAGACAGGUCAUUUCAGAACAACUUGCACUGCUCCUAUAUAGCUCUGAUGAUGGAGUUUUCUUUCGGCCAUUACUUUUUUUAGGGUUUAGGGUUCUUUCAAGGGUUACAAGCUACAAUUAGAAUUGUGUGUUUGAUCAGAUCUUUGAGAUGAUUGGGGCUGUUUUUAAAGCAACCUUUUCUGGGUUUAAAACUAAACCAGGGAAUGGUGUUUUUAAAGAUUCUCAGACAUGGAAGCUCUCAAGUCACAGCUUAGUGUCGUAUA
Tarenaya hassleriana is the source of this 2739-nucleotide messenger RNA. RefSeq lists its product as uncharacterized. Bases 224 to 2518 code for a protein of 764 amino acids. The transcript is spliced from 2 exons. Lineage: Eukaryota; Viridiplantae; Streptophyta; Magnoliopsida; Brassicales; Cleomaceae. The record is from RefSeq and is a predicted model, not a curated record. Gene Ontology annotation, molecular function: zinc ion binding.